Molecule: messenger RNA, 2379 nt
Organism: Beta vulgaris subsp. vulgaris (sugar beet)
Lineage: Eukaryota; Viridiplantae; Streptophyta; Magnoliopsida; Caryophyllales; Amaranthaceae
Product: protein trichome birefringence-like 11
Exons: 4
Coding region: 429-1751 (440 amino acids)
Cellular component (GO): Golgi apparatus
Molecular function (GO): O-acetyltransferase activity
Source: RefSeq, a predicted model, not a curated record
GUCCCACUUCCCCAAAACUCUCUCACCGUCUAAACCACGACUUCAUUAAUUAUUUUUCUUAGGGAAACUUCAUCAAUUAAUUAAUCCUUAUUCAUUUGAGUAAAUAAAUAAAUACAUCAACCUUUAAUGCGUUACUUGCAUUGCCCCCCUCUUCUUUCUAUCUCAUUAACCACCUUUGGACUCUUGUCCAUUUUUGAUGAUAACUUCCUCUUUUUUUCACACCAUUUUUAUCCACUUAAAAAGCUACAAUUUGAACUUUUUUGCCCAUUUGGGCUGUUUAUAAUUAUACCCAUUUCAAAAAAAAUAUACCCUUUUGCAUAUAAAGAAAUACCCAUUUCAAAAUUGCAAGUUUUUUUUUUGAACUGUAAAAAACAAACUCCAAGUUGUAGAUUCAGGAACUUUAAUUUCGAGAAAGAAAAAAAAAAGCCAUGAAUCAGCUUGAUUUCUUCAAGAAAUUCAACAGAUUAAACCCACUUGAACUGUCAGUAACAAUAGUGGGUUUUUUGGUUCUGACUUUGUGUCUUCUAUGCUCUCUUUUCUACUUUGAUAAUGGAGUUGGAAAUGGUGGUGGAUUCAGGUCACGUGGUGGAGUGACGUGGUGGUUUGGAGUAACUGCUGGUGAAAAUGAGCAUUUGGGAUUUUCUUCAAAGAUUAAUGAAGAUUGUGAUUAUUUUGAUGGAAAAUGGGUUUGGGAUGAAAGUUACCCUCUUUAUGAUUCCAAAGAUUGUUUAUUUGUUGAUGGUGGUUUUAGGUGUUCUGAGAAUGGUAGACCUGAUAAUUCAUAUACUAAGUGGAGAUGGCAACCAAAUUCAUGCAAUAUGCCCAGAUUUAAUGCAAAGGUGAUGUUAGAAAAGCUUAGGAACAAGAGGCUUGUAUUUGUUGGCGACUCAAUCGGAAGAAAUCAAUGGGAAUCCCUCUUGUGUAUGCUUUCUUCUGCAGUUUCUAAUAAGUCUUCAAUCUAUGAAGUAAAUGGAAACCCAAUUACGAAGCACAUGGGCUCUUUGGUGUUUAUGUUUCGGGAUUUUAAUUGCACUAUUGAAUACUACAGAGCUCCAUUCUUAGUGGUGCAAGGCAGGCCUCCUCCUGGUUCCCCACCAAAUGUGAGGUACACCCUCAAACUGGAUCAGCUGGAUUGGAGCUCUAGCAAAUGGAAAGAUGCUGAUGUACUAAUUUUUAAUGCUGGGCAUUGGUGGACUUAUGAUAAAACAAUUAGGAGUGGCUGUUACUUCGAAGAAGGAAAUGCAAUAAAGUCGAAUAUGACUGUUGAAACUGCUUUCAGGCGCUCAAUAGAGACUCUAGCCAGUUGGGUAGAUAGUCAAGUAAAUGUGAGCAAGACAAGUGUCUUCUUUCGGUCCUAUGCUCCUGUGCAUUUCAGUGGAGGCGAUUGGAAAACUGGUGGGUCUUGUCAUUUAGAAACACUGCCUGACUUAACAGCUCCCAACUUGCCCUAUACUUGGGGCCAUUUCAAUACUUUGAACGAUGCUCUGUCAGAUCAUGCAAAUGGAUCUCAUGUGACUAAAGUGAACUUGUUAAAUGUGACCUAUUUGACAUUACAGAGAAGAGAUGGACAUUCAUCACUUUACUAUCUGGGUCCAAAACCAGCUCCUAUUCACCGGCAAGAUUGUAGUCACUGGUGCUUGCCUGGUGUUCCUGAUACAUGGAACGAACUUCUAUAUGCUGUCUUCCUCAAGCAGCAGUCAGGUCGCUCAACGAAUUUUACUGUAGAACUUCAAGCCAAAGACUUGAUGUGAAAACCUUCGUGGUUGAGGUAGUUAUCUUAGAGGGAUUUAUUUGUUGGUUCUAUAAGCAGCUUGCUUUUACUUGGAAACUACACACUUUCUUCUGAUGAAGUCUUCCGGCUUUCACGUUACUCGGAGUGUUGUCGCAUGUGUAGCAGAGUGAUGUAUCACUUAGCGCAGCUUGAUUCUUUUUCUGAUGGAAGUUUGCUUUGUUUUUGGAUCUUUGGAAAUAUGCUGGUUAUUUGGGUUGUUUGUAGAUGAAUACAGUAUGGUAUGACCAUCAAAAGCCAGUACUCCGUUACUCGCAAAGUCGUGGGACUUGUUUGUGUGCCAGUAAAUAGGGGGUUGCCAUGUUAUUGGAGUAAUGUGAGGAGGAAUUCUUACUACUCACAAAAGGUUAAGUUUGCUUAAGAGAAGCAAAGAAGUGUUGGGUUGGAUAUCAAAUAUCUCUAGAAUGGAGUCGAGGGAGGCAAGAAUUACUUACUGAGUUUUGGUAAAUAUGUAGUAGAUAGUAAAUUGUAAUUUUUUUCAGCAUAUUGAAUUGUUCUGAAGAUACAUUUUUUGUCUUUAUAGAGUUUUUAUAAUAUAGAUAUACAUGUAUGAAACAGCUGAAAAGUCAAUAGCAAUUAUUUUCACUCCA